This is a messenger RNA of Drosophila suzukii, 6238 nucleotides long. It is a transcript of the gene zip, whose product is annotated as myosin heavy chain 10. The record is from RefSeq and is a predicted model, not a curated record. Gene Ontology annotation, cellular component: cytoplasm; myosin II complex; myosin filament. NCBI's taxonomy places the organism in Eukaryota, Metazoa, Arthropoda, Insecta, Diptera, Drosophilidae. Gene Ontology annotation, molecular function: actin filament binding; microfilament motor activity; ATP binding.
AUGUCGGAGGAAGUAGAUCGCAACGAUCCGGAGCUCAAGUACCUCUCGGUGGAGCGCAACCAGUUCAAGAUCCGGCCACACAGGCCGAGUGGACACAGAAGUCUGGUGUGGGUGCCGCACGAGAACCAGGGCUUCGUGGCCGCCAGUAUUAAGCGGGAGCAUGGCGACGAGGUCGAAGUGGAGCUGGCCGAGACCGGCAAGCGGGUGAUGAUCCUGCGCGACGACAUACAGAAGAUGAAUCCGCCAAAGUUCGACAAAGUCGAGGACAUGGCCGAGCUGACGUGCCUGAACGAGGCCUCCGUUCUGCACAACAUCAAGGACAGAUACUACUCUGGCCUGAUCUAUACAUAUUCCGGUCUCUUCUGCGUUGUGGUCAACCCUUACAAGAAACUACCGAUCUACACCGAAAAGAUUAUGGAACGGUAUAAGGGCAUAAAGCGACACGAAGUGCCUCCGCAUGUAUUUGCAAUAACGGAUAGUGCCUAUAGAAACAUGUUGGGUGAUCGCGAAGACCAAUCGAUUUUGUGUACUGGCGAAUCGGGUGCUGGCAAGACGGAGAACACCAAGAAGGUCAUCCAAUUUCUGGCCUAUGUGGCAGCCUCCAAGCCCAAGGGCUCCGGUGCGGUGCCGCAUCCCGCCGUGCUCAUUGGCGAGCUGGAGCAACAGCUGCUGCAGGCGAAUCCCAUACUGGAAGCCUUUGGUAACGCCAAGACCGUCAAGAACGAUAACUCUUCGCGUUUCGGCAAAUUCAUCCGGAUCAACUUCGAUGCUUCGGGCUUCAUCUCGGGGGCCAACAUCGAAACCUAUCUGCUGGAGAAGUCGCGUGCCAUUCGUCAAGCGAAGGACGAACGAACAUUCCAUAUUUUCUACCAAUUGCUGGCGGGGGCCACGCCGGAGCAGCGCGAGAAGUUCAUACUCGAUGACGUCAAGUCGUAUGCAUUCCUGUCCAACGGCAGCCUGCCCGUGCCCGGCGUGGACGACUACGCCGAGUUCCAGGCAACGGUCAAGUCGAUGAACAUUAUGGGCAUGACCUCCGAGGAUUUCAACUCGAUAUUCCGGAUCGUGAGCGCUGUUCUGUUGUUCGGCAGCAUGAAAUUCCGUCAGGAGCGCAACAACGACCAGGCCACGCUGCCAGACAACACGGUGGCCCAGAAGAUCGCGCACCUGCUCGGCCUCAGUGUGACGGACAUGACUCGGGCCUUCCUGACGCCCCGUAUCAAAGUGGGACGGGACUUUGUCACGAAAGCCCAAACAAAGGAGCAGGUGGAGUUUGCCGUGGAGGCCAUUGCCAAGGCGUGCUACGAGCGCAUGUUCAAAUGGCUCGUGAACCGCAUUAACCGUUCUCUGGACCGCACAAAGCGCCAGGGCGCCUCCUUCAUCGGCAUUCUCGAUAUGGCCGGCUUUGAAAUCUUCGAGCUAAACUCCUUUGAGCAGCUGUGCAUCAACUAUACCAACGAGAAGCUGCAGCAACUAUUCAACCACACCAUGUUUAUUCUGGAGCAAGAGGAGUACCAGCGAGAGGGCAUUGAGUGGAAGUUUAUUGACUUCGGGCUAGAUCUGCAGCCUACCAUCGAUCUGAUCGACAAGCCCGGCGGCAUUAUGGCCUUGCUGGAUGAGGAGUGCUGGUUCCCCAAGGCCACCGACAGGACGUUUGUCGACAAGCUCGUUUCGGCCCACUCCAUGCACCCUAAGUUCAUGAAGACCGACUUUCGCGGUGUCGCCGACUUUGCCAUCGUGCACUACGCCGGCCGCGUUGACUACUCGGCGGCCAAGUGGCUGAUGAAGAACAUGGACCCACUGAACGAGAACAUCGUGUCGCUGCUGCAGGGUUCGCAGGAUCCGUUCGUGGUGAACAUCUGGAAGGAUGCGGAGAUCGUUGGCAUGGCACAGCAGGCCCUGACUGAUACUCAGUUCGGGGCCCGCACCCGCAAGGGCAUGUUCCGCACCGUGUCUCAUCUUUACAAGGAGCAGCUGGCUAAGUUGAUGGACACGCUGCGCAACACGAACCCGAACUUUGUGCGCUGUAUCAUACCGAACCACGAGAAGCGCGCCGGCAAGAUCGAUGCUCCCUUGGUGCUCGACCAGUUGCGUUGCAACGGCGUGCUCGAGGGCAUUCGUAUCUGCCGACAGGGCUUCCCCAAUCGCAUACCCUUCCAGGAGUUCCGCCAACGCUACGAACUGCUCACGCCCAACGUGAUUCCCAAGGGUUUCAUGGACGGCAAGAAGGCCUGUGAGAAGAUGAUUCAGGCGCUGGAGCUCGACUCGAACCUGUAUCGAGUGGGCCAGUCGAAGAUCUUCUUCCGCGCUGGCGUCCUCGCUCACCUAGAGGAGGAGCGUGAUUUCAAGAUCUCCGACCUGAUCGUCAACUUCCAGGCCUUCUGCCGUGGCUUCCUCGCGCGUCGCAACUACCAAAAGCGCUUGCAGCAGCUCAACGCUAUUCGAAUCAUCCAGCGUAACUGCGCCGCCUACCUCAAGCUUCGCAACUGGCAGUGGUGGCGUCUGUACACGAAGGUCAAGCCUCUGUUGGAGGUGACCAAGCAGGAGGAGAAGCUCGUCCAAAAGGAGGAUGAGCUGAAGCAGGUGCGCGAGAAGCUUGAUACUCUGGCCAAGAACACACAGGAGUACGAGCGCAAGUACCAGCAGGCUUUGGUGGAGAAGACAACUCUAGCUGAGCAGCUGCAAGCCGAAAUUGAACUUUGCGCUGAGGCAGAAGAGUCGCGUUCCCGACUAAUGGCGCGCAAGCAGGAACUGGAGGAUAUGAUGCAGGAGCUAGAGACCCGCAUCGAAGAAGAAGAAGAACGCGUCCUGGCCCUAGGAGGAGAGAAAAAGAAGUUGGAGCUGAAUAUUCAAGAUCUGGAAGAGCAGUUGGAAGAAGAGGAGGCAGCCCGUCAGAAGUUGCAGUUGGAGAAGGUGCAGCUUGACGCCAAGAUAAAAAAGUACGAAGAAGAUCUCGCCCUAACCGACGACCAGAACCAAAAGCUUCUCAAGGAGAAAAAGCUACUGGAGGAGCGCGCUAACGAUCUUUCCCAAACACUUGCUGAGGAGGAGGAGAAGGCUAAGCACCUGGCCAAGCUGAAGGCCAAACACGAGGCCACAAUCGCCGAGCUCGAGGAACGCAUGCACAAGGAUCAACAGCAGCGUCAAGAGUCUGACCGAUCUAAGCGAAAAAUCGAGACCGAAGUAGCCGACCUCAAAGAGCAGCUCAAUGAGCGCCGCGUCCAGGUGGAGGAGAUGCAGGCUCAGCUGGCCAAGCGUGAGGAGGAACUUACCCAGACUCUCUUGCGCAUCGAUGAGGAGUCUGCCACCAAGGCCACCGCCCAGAAGGCUCAGCGCGAGCUAGAGUCACAGCUGGCCGAGAUCCAAGAGGAUCUGGAGGCCGAAAAGGCAGCCCGUGCAAAGGCAGAGAAGGUUAGACGCGACCUUAGCGAAGAACUGGAGGCCCUCAAGAAUGAAUUGCUCGACUCCCUGGACACCACAGCCGCCCAGCAGGAACUGCGCUCUAAGCGCGAACAGGAGUUAGCCACGCUGAAAAAGUCGCUCGAAGAGGAGACCGUCAACCACGAGGGCGUUUUGGCUGAAAUGAGGCACAAGCACUCUCAGGAGCUUAACGGCAUUAACGACCAGCUUGAAAACCUACGUAAAGCCAAGACAGUCCUCGAAAAGGCCAAAGGAACCUUGGAGGCGGAGAACGCCGACUUGGCCACCGAACUGCGAAGCGUCAACAGCUCCCGGCAAGAGAACGAUCGCCGGCGCAAGCAGGCAGAGUCGCAGAUUGCUGAAUUGCAGGUCAAACUCGCUGAGAUUGAACGCGCCCGCUCGGAACUGCAGGAGAAAUGCACAAAGCUGCAGCAGGAAGCUGAAAACAUAACAAACCAGCUGGAGGAAGCCGAACUAAAGGCAUCGGCCGCCGUUAAGUCUGCGAGCAACAUGGAAUCGCAACUCACCGAAGCUCAACAGCUGUUGGAGGAGGAAACGCGCCAGAAGCUGGGUCUCAGCUCCAAGCUGCGUCAGAUCGAAUCAGAAAAAGAAGCUCUACAAGAGCAGCUCGAGGAGGAUGAUGAAGCCAAGCGCAACUACGAACGAAAGCUGGCAGAAGUCACCGCGCAGAUGCAGGAGAUUAAAAAGAAGGCCGAGGAAGACGCGGAUCUGGCCAAGGAACUGGAGGAGGGCAAGAAGCGACUCAACAAGGACAUCGAAGCCUUGGAGCGUCAGGUCAAGGAACUAAUUGCCCAGAAUGACCGCCUCGAUAAGAGUAAAAAGAAGAUUCAGUCGGAGCUUGAAGAUGCCACAAUUGAGCUGGAGGCGCAACGCACCAAGGUGCUCGAAUUGGAGAAGAAGCAAAAGAACUUCGACAAGAUCCUCGCCGAGGAGAAAGCCAUAUCAGAACAGAUCGCCCAGGAGCGCGAUACUGCAGAGCGGGAGGCGCGCGAAAAGGAGACCAAGGUGCUGUCGGUUUCCCGCGAGCUAGACGAAGCCUUCGACAAGAUAGAAGACCUCGAGAACAAGCGCAAGACCCUCCAAAACGAACUCGACGACCUGGCCAACACCCAGGGCACCGCUGACAAGAACGUCCAUGAGCUGGAGAAGGCGAAGAGGGCGCUAGAGUCUCAGCUGGCCGAACUGAAAGCACAAAACGAAGAGCUCGAGGACGAUCUGCAACUGACUGAAGACGCUAAACUCCGCUUGGAAGUCAACAUGCAAGCCCUUCGCUCUCAGUUCGAACGCGACCUGCUGGCUAAGGAGGAAGGCGCCGAGGAGAAAAGACGCGGGCUCGUCAAACAAUUGCGGGAUCUUGAAACCGAAUUGGACGAGGAACGCAAGCAACGCACGGCCGCCGUGGCGUCAAAGAAGAAGCUGGAGGGCGACCUGAAGGAGAUCGAGACCACAAUGGAGAUGCAUAAUAAGGUGAAGGAGGAUGCGUUGAAGCAUGCGAAGAAGCUGCAAGCACAAGUGAAGGACGCGCUGCGCGACGCCGAGGAGGCUAAAGCCGCCAAGGAGGAGCUGCAGGCCCUGAGCAAAGAGGCCGAGCGUAAGGUCAAGGCCCUGGAAGCAGAAGUAUUACAACUGACCGAGGAUCUGGCCAGCUCAGAGAGGGCGCGCCGUGCUGCUGAAACGGAGCGCGACGAACUGGCCGAGGAAAUUGCCAAUAAUGCCAACAAGGGCUCCUUAAUGAUCGACGAGAAGCGCCGACUGGAGGCCCGCAUCGCCACUCUUGAGGAGGAGCUGGAGGAAGAACAGUCCAACUCAGAGGUGCUGCUGGACCGCAGCCGCAAGGCGCAGCUGCAGAUUGAGCAGUUGACCACCGAGUUGGCCAAUGAAAAAUCCAACUCCCAAAAGAACGAGAACGGCCGUGCUCUGCUCGAACGCCAAAACAAGGAGCUAAAGGCCAAGCUUGCUGAAAUCGAAACGGCGCAGCGCACCAAGGUGAAGGCCACGAUUGCCACGCUCGAGGCCAAGAUCGCCAACCUCGAGGAGCAGCUAGAGAAUGAGGGCAAGGAGCGACUGUUGCAGCAGAAGGCCAACCGCAAGAUGGACAAGAAGAUUAAGGAGCUUACGAUGAACAUCGAGGACGAACGGAGACAUGUCGACCAGCACAAGGAGCAAAUGGAUAAGCUGAAUAGCCGCAUUAAACUGCUCAAGCGCAACCUGGACGAGACCGAAGAGGAGCUGCAGAAGGAGAAGACGCAGAAGCGCAAGUACCAGCGUGAGUGCGAGGACAUGAUUGAAUCGCAGGAAGCCAUGAAUCGUGAGAUUAACUCACUCAAAACGAAACUACGACGCACCGGCGGCAUGGGUCUCAGCUCCAGCCGGCUCACGGGCACACCUUCAUCAAAGCGCGCAGGAGGAGGCGGCGGCGGCGGGGACGACUCAUCGGUGCAGGAUGAAUCAUUAGAUGGAGAGGAUUCUGGCAAUUGACGCGUUAAUUAUUAGAUGGAGAUAAAGUUAAAGCGGAGGAAGAAGGUGAAGAUGAAGAGCAAAAUAAACGAUUAUAUUUAAUGUUUCUUUUAUAUAAUUUCUCUGUUAUUUUUUAUAUAAACUAUUAUACAUACUUAAAUUAAAACGUAAACAAACAAAACCAACAUUUUUAUAACGACAAAACGUAAACAAAAAACAAAAACAAUGUUGUAAAACACUCCCCACUCUAUACAAAACAUAAACACAUAAGAAUUUUCCCAUCCCUCGAAUGUCUGCGGAUUAAAGCAGCCAACGAAAUAAAAUUAAAAUUAUACAACACAAA